This is a messenger RNA of Chara braunii, 4158 nucleotides long. The record is from the annotation of a GenBank genome assembly. Lineage: Eukaryota; Viridiplantae; Streptophyta; Charophyceae; Charales; Characeae.
GGACAYCCUGUCAACCUGAUUAYUGACCCCAGUGGUCCUGUUCCAACCCUAACUGCUUGUGCCCACUAACCCACAUUGCUCUGUGAAUUGACAGUGCAGCGAAAUUUGAGUGUCUGUGUGAUCUGUAAAUCGCUGCACCCCCUGCUGUUUCAUUUUUGUUUAUUGUUGUCUGUGAGGGAAAAUGUCUGACGCAGCUGACACAGGUGCAGGGGAGGUUGAGGUCGUGAUUAAGGCUGAAGGGGAACCCUCAGCCACAACACCACCUCCCCCUACUCUGACCCCUGCGCAGCGGCGCAAGAGAGAGAUCCAGCAAAAGUUGCGAGAGCAUCAGGCGCUGCUCGCAGAAGCAGAGAGGCAAGAAGCUGCAGAGCUGGAAGCUGCAACAGAUGCUUCCAGAAAAGAGCACCUGCUGCAGCAGGCUCAGAAGACUUUUGCGGAUGCUAGAGUGGCCCAGUGUACCAGGGACCUGGCUGAGCUGGUAUUGUUACAAGACAAGCUUACAGCCAGCCAUUUCACAAACUGGGAUGAAAGGAUCCAGAGGCUGGAGACCAGAGUGUCUGAUAUGGGAACUCAGCAGUCUAAGAUCCUGGAUGCCAUCCAGAAUCUGACUGCUCAGUUAACAGCAGCCAACCUGAUCUCUCCUUUGGUCCCUGUGGGCCCCUCUCCUAAACCCCCAAAGUCUUCUCAGCCUUCCUCUUCACCUCCUUCCUCUCCUCACUCUUCUCGUAAGUCUUCUCCCUAUGUCUCCUCCCAGGCCAAAGCCACACCUCCUCCCACCUUUGCUGCUGUAGUUGUUGGGGACCAUAGAGGUCCCAAGAUUCCUGCCCCCAGCAAAUUCAAGGGGGAUGACCCCAAGAUUGAUGUGGGGGACUGGACCGCUGGAACCCGGGCCUAUCUGAAGGGGUUCCAGUGUCCAAAGCAGCAAAAGGUGGCCACCGUUGUGGAGCUGCUGGAGGGGCCUGCCCAAAAAUGGGCUACCUCUACAGCAAGUGCCCAGAGCCAGACUUUGGAGGACUGGGCAUUGGCACUGGGGGCUGACAAACUUCUGCAAGCCCUGGAGGACAGGUUUGCAGACAAGGAACGUGCCCGUAAGGCUGCUGACAAGAUCGUACGCCUUGGACAGCAGCGUUACAGCGGCAGUCUGCAGGCCCUUUUCGCUGAAUUUGAGCAGCUCACCUCCACCUCUAGAUUGGUUAUGUCUGUUGAUGAUCUGCUAACUAGCUUUUGCAAGGCUGCGCCUGAGAAGUUCUCAGUCGCUUUGUAUAGCGCCGGGCACAAAGACUGGCGCUCAUUUGGACGUGCAGCACUAGACAUGGAGGCCAAGCUCCAUGUUCAGGCCCCCUCCAGUGACAGGAGGAAAGGCGCCUUCCCUCGCGGUGGUAGAAAGGGAAAGGCGGACUUUGCUUAUGCGGGAAGGGGUGUGGAGGAAGAGGAAGGAAAAGGGGGUCUGCUUGAGCAGAACAAGUCUGAUCUCAUCCUGCUUCGGCCCCUGAUCAACCGUCGCAGGAUCAAAGGGCUAUUAGACUGUGGAGCCACUCGCAACUUCAUGUCUCCCAGUGCAGUCCAAAAACUGCAUCUGGGCAUGAAAGUGGUGCAGCUGCAGCAACCGCUGCAGGUCUGCAUAGGGGACUACACUGUUCUGACCAUCAGGGAGAAGGUCAGGGGUAUCCCUGUUACCUUCGACCGUGCUGGAGAAGUCAGACAUAGUUUGAACUUCUACAUCUUCCCUGACCUACCCUUUGACCUUGUGUUCUCUAUGCAGUGGCUGAGAGCAGUCAACCCAAGGAUCGACUGGCAGAUCCCCAAGGUCGAACUGCCAAACAGCAAAAGGGUAUAUCAGCCUUGUAUGCUUGCAGCUGAUUACCACCCUCAGACCUCUUGCUUCUGCUUGAGAGCGAGAGAGUUCUAUGCUCUCUCUCGCCAGUAUGAUCAUGAGUGUCUGUUAAUCGCUCUGGUCAAGCAGACAGACACUCCCUCUACUCCCUGUCCUCCUGAGAUACAGCAGGUUGUAGACCAGUACGCUGAUCUGAUGCAGGAGCCCUUUGGGUUACCCAACCGGCCAACCAAGCAUCAUAUUGAGCUGCUGCCUGGAGCAGUCCCUCCCAAGGGCCGCAUCUACAGGAUGUCACCUGUUGAGCUUGAGGAGCUCAGGCGACAGCUUAAGACCCUGACCAGCCAAGGCUGGAUCAGGCCCAACACUUCUCAAUUCGGUGCUCCAGUCCUCUUUGUCCCAAAAGGGAGCGGGGAAUUCAGAAUGUGCAUCGACUACAGGGGUCUCAACAAGAUCACUAGGAAGAGCAUAGAGCCACUCCCUAGGAUCGAUGACUUUUUGGAUAUGGUCCAGGGUUGCACCAUUUUUAGCAAAGUCGACCUCAAGUCUGGGUAUCACCAGAUUGAGAUGGCAGAGGAGGAUGUCCACAAAACGGCCUUCAAAACCGGGUAUGGUACUUAUGAGUACCUGGUGAUGCCAUUUGGACUCUGCAAUGCACCUGGUACAUUCCAGACUGAGAUGCACCGCAUCUUCAGGCCGUACCUGGACAAGUUCAUGGUUGUUUACCUGGAUGAUAUCCUGGUAUUCAGCAGGACUGCCAGGGAACAUGCGGAGCACUUGGCUCUGAUUCUGCAGGCAUUACGUGACAGCCAGUAUAAGAUCAAUAGGGAGAAGUCCUCUUUUGGAGUUCCCUCUGUUAUCUAUCUGGGUCAUGUGAUUUCUGGAGAUGGGCUGGCCCCUGAAGCAGCCAAAGUUGCUGCUAUUCAGGAUUGGCCACAGCCCCAGACAGUGAGAGAUGUCCGGUCAUUCUUGGGUCUGGCCUCCUACUACAAAAAGUUCGUCAGGAACUUUUCUGCAGUGGCUGCACCCCUGACUAACCUCACCAAGAAAGACACUCCCUUUUUUUGGUCCCUCCACUGUCAAAUGGCCUUUGCACGACUCAAACAGGCCUUGACUCGUGCGCCUGUUCUGAAGUUGCCUGACCCCACUCUGCCAUUUGUUCUCACCACUGACGCCAGUCAGUAUGGCAUUGGGGCAGUCCUUCAGCAGGAUGAUGGUAAUGGUCUGAGACCUGUAGAGUUUAUGAGUAAGAAGAUCAAAACUCAGAAGCUUCACGACUCUACCUACGAGAAAGAGCUCUAUGCUCUUGUCAGUGCCUUGAAACAUUGGAAGCACUUUCUCCUGGGCAGGCACUUCAAGAUCUUUUGUGAUCAUUCCACCCUGCAGUGGUUGAAGUCCCAGGGAGAGUUGAAUGAUAAACUGCCACGCUACAUUCACUUCAUUGAUCUGUUUGACUUUGAACUGAAGCAUAAGAAGGGCUGCUACAACAAGGUAGCAGCCGCCCUCUCUCGUAGGCCUGACUCUUUUGCGUUGAUCUCCUCUACUCAGUCCUUUGGAGAGGAGGUCUGUCAGACCAUCGCUCGUUUGCUGCCUCAGGAUCCGACUUAUGGACCCAUCGUCAGGAGUCUGCAAGCAGAUCCUAAUUCUGAACCUGGCUAUGCCCUGAGUUCAGAUCUGCUGUACACUUACAGCAGAGGAGAGGAGCGCUUGUGCAUCCCUGAGGAUCAGCAGCUGAGGACACUGCUGAUGUCAGAGUGCCACGACGCGCGUGGACACCUUGGGUUCCUAAAGUCAUAUGCAGCCCUGUCGCAGCGCUUCUUCUGGAAGGACAUGCACAGUGAUAUGCUGCGCUAUGUGGAUACCUAUGAGCUCUGCCAAAGGAACAAGGUUCAGCGGAAACUUCCUUUGGGAUUGCUCAAACCUUUGCCCAUACCUGAUGGUCCUGCCCAGUCUGUAUCCACUGACUUUACAGACUUAGGCAAGACUACCCCUCGUGGCAUGCGUCAUGUAAUGGUAUGCGUGGACAGGUUUUCCAAAUACGCAGAGUUCAUCCCCUUGCCAGAGGUAGUCAGGGUACCGGCUAUGAGAGCAGCCUUUUCUAAGAGGUGGGUCACGCACCAUGGACCGCCCACUUCUAUUGUGAGUGAUCGAGACCCCAUAUUCUGCAGCGAUGAGUGGCAGUCCUAUUGCAAGGACUAUCGACACUCACGCCUGGACAUGACUUCUGGUCGUCAUCCUGAAGCCAAUGGAUCGGCUGAGGUGAUGAACCAGGUCCUGUUCUAGUUGCUACGUCCUGUGAUCUCUCCUAAUCAACAGGACUGGGAUCU